Arachis duranensis is the source of this 942-nucleotide messenger RNA. RefSeq lists its product as uncharacterized. Bases 1 to 942 code for a protein of 313 amino acids. The record is from RefSeq and is a predicted model, not a curated record. NCBI's taxonomy places the organism in Eukaryota, Viridiplantae, Streptophyta, Magnoliopsida, Fabales, Fabaceae. The transcript has 3 exons. Gene Ontology annotation, molecular function: nucleic acid binding; RNA-DNA hybrid ribonuclease activity.
AUGGUCAUCACUAUUAUAUUGGCCAACGCUAUCCUCUACCGCACACUGGUGGACCAAGGAAGUUCAGCUGACAUCUUGUUUAAAACUACCUUCGACGAACUCGACCUUGAAGAAAAAGAGCUCAGAGCAUAUCUGAACAGCUUAUUCGGAUUAGGAGACACUCCAAUUCAACCACUUGGAUACAUCUCGCUAGACACAACCUUUGGAAAGGGAAACUGGUCAAGGACACUCAACAUAGACUACAUUGUGGUCGAUGUGAGCUCAGCCUACAAUGCCUUAAUAGGUCAGACAACGCUAAAUCAGCUCGGGGCAGUAGUCUCAACUCCACAUCUAUGCAUGGAUUUCCCAACUACAGAAGGGAUUGCUAUGAUAAAAGGAGACCAUAAAAUAGUAUGCCGCUGUUAUAAUGAAAGUCUGAACCUUAGAGGAAAAUGGGAGGAAAUCCACACCAUCGAACUCGGGGGAAUUCGAGGUUGGGAAGAACUCCGUCCACAGCCUGAAGGCGAGACAGAAAAAGUCCAGAUCGGAUAUUUCCCAGAUAAAACAACCAAUAUCGGAGCUACCUACCAAAGGUUAAUGAACAAAGUCUUUACAGAUAACAUUGGAAAACUAAUGGAGGCUCACACCAUCAAGGUUCAGACCAACCAGUCUAUAAAAGGCAUUCUGCAGAAAACAGAUUUAGCGGGGAGAAUCCUACAGUGCGCAGUCGAGUUAUCCGAAUUUGACCUCCAAUAUAAAGCUCGGACAGCGAUCAAAUUACAGUAUCUGGCCGACUUCGUUGCAAAGUACACUGACACCCCGGAAAUCCCUACAAAGUGGAAUCUUUACAUGGAUGGUUCUUCCAAUAAAACCGGGAGCGGAGCAGGCGUGAUAAUAGAAAGUAAUCAGGGAACCCAAAUCGAACUCUCACUAAAGUUCGAGUUCCCUACUUCUAAUAACUAG